GUAUUAACCACUUCAUGGUUGACUGAACGUUAAAGAAUCACCCUGAAAAAUAGGGUGGAGGUGGGGGGUUCGGAAAUUUCCGGUUCAAUAUGUCACUAACAGGAUAAUCUUUUCUUUUAAUCAUAUAAACGGGUAUAUUUCAUAACCCGAAAAUGGAACCAGAGGCUAAAACUUUCUCCACCUCGUCUUCCCAACCUCACCUUUAACACCCAUCCCUAUCAUCAAGCAGAUAAGAGAAACAAGAGGAACAAACGACUACACUAUACACACCAAACAACAUAUAAAAACCCCUUAUCAAGAAAUAAACCGGCCAAAAAAGUUCAAAAAAGAGACAAAAAGAAAGAAAGAAAUAAUGGGCGUCCGACCCAAAGGUCUCCACAUCAAGCACCUAACGGAGCUAGAGCGCUUCCGCGUCCGGACUCUCUACUUCGACGCCGGCAUGAGCAAGCCGCGCAUCAAGCAAGUCACCGGCUACUCAACCAGCCAGAUCCGCACCGCCGUCCACGCCGAAACCGCGGCCGUGGCCCCGCGUUCAGGGAGGCCCAAAAGAGGCCCCAACGGCGAAACCCCAGCAAAGAAGCAGAAAGCCAGCGCCGGUCCCUCCUCACAGGACACAGUCAUGGAGGAAUCGCCCGUAGCACAGGGUGAUAACACAGCCCAGGCCUCCAAUAGACCGCCUUCACCUGACGUAUCCCUGCAGCUCAUCCAGAAAAUGCUAGAGCAACAAUCUACUUCCCCCUCUCUCCCAACUAGUCCCGCACCCCCUUCCUCAUCUGCUACUCCCUCUAUGUCGUAUUCUUAAUCACCCCCUCUGUCCCCUUCUCUAUAUAUAUCGAGAAUGAAUUUAUUAGGUAUCUAUAUACCUGCGCCACUAGAGCUAUGUUGAUGGAAAUGUUUUGGGGAUGUGGUGGAUUCUAGUCCUGAUAGUACGAAUGACGGCGACGGUAAUAGUUUGUAUGUAUUGGUGUAUUGGUAGAACCCGAGAGCAAGCGUUAAGAAGCUACAUUGAUUUAUUUAUUUAGGAAUCAUUUCAAACUACGGUAAAUUGAAAUUCGGAGAACGAAUCAUGACCUUACUUAUCUAUGGCCAGGAUAUUCACCAUCUCG
Messenger RNA from Annulohypoxylon maeteangense, 1106 nucleotides. RefSeq lists its product as uncharacterized. NCBI's taxonomy places the organism in Eukaryota, Fungi, Ascomycota, Sordariomycetes, Xylariales, Hypoxylaceae. The coding region runs from base 353 to 802 and encodes 149 amino acids. The record is from RefSeq and is a predicted model, not a curated record. The transcript is spliced from 2 exons.